Molecule: messenger RNA, 2517 nt
Organism: Oncorhynchus kisutch (coho salmon)
Lineage: Eukaryota; Metazoa; Chordata; Actinopteri; Salmoniformes; Salmonidae
Product: protein asteroid homolog 1-like
Exons: 4
Source: RefSeq, a predicted model, not a curated record
GUACUCUAGGCUGCUGCUGAGUGGGAGGAGAGCAGACCACAGCAGUCAGAGACCCCCAGUGGAUGACGUGGAGGAGUAUUAUAGGGAAGGCAAGAACCUGACCAGCAGCAUGGUUGAAGCCAUCUUGCCCAGUGCUGCAGAACAGAUGCAGCUAGACACUCUGCAUCAGGCUCCAAGGUCAGUGCAGCUUAAGGUGUUUUUGGAGACACUUGGUGUGUCCCAGUCCACUUUGAGUGGUGUCCCACCUCAUCUGCAUCUUCCUGUGGCUGUCACCUGCUACUGGCUGAGGCACGCCCAUCCCCCUCCAGAACUCCCUGUCCUGCAGGCCCUGCUACUAGGAUUGGUGUACGGAGAGCUCUGCAGACAGAGGAAGAGCCAAAGAGGGUUUAUGGAGGGACCAGUGUUGGAGAGGCUGAGAGGGCUGAUUCAGAGAGGUAGAAGGAGCCUAGACCUGGGUGUGGCCCACGCCUACAGCCAGUGGCAGUGCUGCCUGAAAGAAAGCCUUCACCUCAACCAACUGCUGUGCUUCCCUCUAGCCGAGCCUCAGUGUGCCUGGCUGUACAAGGGCACUCUGGUGCACCAGCUUGUGACCAAACUGAGAGGGGGGUUAACCCCGGAUUCUCUCCUGAUGGGAGACCUUGGCUCUGGACAGCUGUAUAGGGCCAUGCUGGGAGCCAUACUCAACUCCCAUGAUUCUCAUGAGGCAGCUGUCAUCCCAUUUGUGUCUGGGCUGCAGAGGGCCACACCUCCAUCCUUGACACAGCCACUGGACAAUCUGACGGCCAGUCUACACAUUCUGGCUCUGGAAUAUGAUGAUGAUGAUGGUGCUGGAGGUGGGAACAAGUCCAAGCCAGAGGAUGAUAUGGGUUGGACUUUGGUCUCAGUGCGGACCAGGCACAAGAGCAAGGACAGAUUCAACCGAUCUAGGAAUCCAGAAUUCUCCCGGAAGCAGGGGCGGAUCGGCUGGGAAUAGGGAGGGACCAUUAUAUAACUGUUUAGAUAGAGACGUUCUGCUCAACUCUUUAAUAUUUUUAUUGUUCUUAUGUGUACUGUCGUAGCUGAAUCAGAAUUAGUUAGGUAACAUUGAUAAAUAAGAUGUUUUAUUUUUUCUCAUAAUAUGCUUCUCUCAGGAAAAGUCACUUGGGGCCCAGAGAGGGGAGAGGUCAGGCUUGUCUUUUACAUGUCUGGUAAUAGGCAGAAUAUCAGAAAGGGAGAAGUCAGGGUUGAACAUUGUCUUCAUGAUGAAUAUAUCUGUUAAACCAUGUGAAGGGCUCCACUAUGUCUGUACUCCAGUCAUUCCCUCCUUUUCCCAUUGGGGGAGGAGUAUGGCAGUGUCUGGAACCAUUGUAUGUCCCCUCUGAUGUUGAAACUUGUCUUUCAUAGUAUAUGACCUAGAGGCUCACUCCUCUCAUGGAGCUUAUCCAGGGGUGGGUUGUAUUUGAGAUGGGAGUAUCUAGAUUUGACAAUUGAUAUAUGCCAUUGGAUGAGGUAAUGUUUUGGUAAUAGGAAGUACCAAGAACGAGAAGUAGAACCUCGUCUUAGAGAGCAAACUGAACGAUAAUUUAUAGCUAAUGCUAUCUGGCUAUGGGAUACUCCUCUUUCAAGUAAUAAUAAUAAUACAUUGGUGUAUGGUUACUAUGGUAAUGAGUAUUCCAGUUAUCAUUCUCAACAAGGCUUCAUGCUGAAAUGGCUCAUUUGCUGUAGCUAUAACCCUCGGUACACAUCGGAUGCCAUCCCAAUGGACAGCAGUACAUUCCACUGUGCAUUAUCAGCCAUAAGCCUAUCAAAUUCAAGAAUCAGCCAGCAUAGUGUCUCUUGCUAAUCUGUGUUUUUAAACAGAUGAUUUAGGUGCCAUGUAAGCCUAGAUACAAUGUAAUGUAAUGACAAAGCUUUGUAUGCUUGUAAGAAUGAUGCACAAAAUGAUCACUUCAAAUGAUUGUGCUGUUUAAGCCGACUGUCACCGUUUGUACUGAUGACUGAGUAAUGUUUGUACUGAUGACUGAGUAAUGUUUUUACUGAUGACUGAGUAAUGUUUGUACUGAUGACUGAGUAAUGUUUGUACUGAUGACUGAGUAAUGUUUGUAGUGAUGACUGAGUAAUGCUUGUACUGAUGACUGAGUAAUGUUUGUAGUGAUGACUGAGUAAUGUUUGUAGUGAUGAAUGAGUAAUGUUUGUACUGAUGACUGAGUAAUGUUUGUAGUGAUGACUGAGUAAUGUUUGUAGUGAUGACUGAGUAAUGUUUGAAUGGUUUUAGACUAAUCGUUUUGGUUUGACUGCUUUACCAAUGAAAAUGGUUGGCUACUGGCAGUUCAAUGCAGUAUGAACAAAACAAGCUGAACCACAGUUUAAUUGUUUUAUAGGCCGAUAUUCUUGUCACAUGUUUUUUGUUUUGUUUAUCAGAUGAUUUAUUUUGGGGAUGUUAUUAUCAAGGAUACUCAUUUGUUAUUAUUUAGUUUUUGUCACUGAAAACAUCACUGAUGUGUCCCGAGAAAUGUGUAAUAAAUGUAUCAUCAGUCA